Molecule: messenger RNA, 723 nt
Organism: Kwoniella botswanensis
Lineage: Eukaryota; Fungi; Basidiomycota; Tremellomycetes; Tremellales; Cryptococcaceae
Exons: 4
Coding region: 1-723 (240 amino acids)
Cellular component (GO): nucleolus
Molecular function (GO): RNA binding
Source: RefSeq, a predicted model, not a curated record
AUGGCACCCGAAUCAACACCCAAGAAGGAGAAGAAGGACAAGAAAAGAAAGUCGGACGCAGCCGAUCUCGCAGCUUCGAUCAAACCUCAAGCUGUCCCACCUGCCGAGGGGACCGCAAGUGCCGAAGCUGUAGCUAUGGAGGUGGACGGUGAGAAGGCGUUGAAGAAGCAAAAGAAGGAGAAGAAGGAGAAGAGGAAGAGUUUGGCUGCUGGGGAAGGAGAAGGAGAAGAGGAGGAUAAGAAGGCUGAGUUCUCAGUACCAUUAGACGCCAUCUCCCCAAUCGCCUCCCCAUUAGCACCCAAGAAGCUUUCCAAAAAGCUGUUCAAAGUUACCAAGAAAGCGUCAAAGGCCAGACAAUUGAAGAGGGGUGUCAAGGAAGUCGUCAAAGCUAUAAGAAAAGGUGAAAAAGGCUUAUUGUUAUUGGCAUCGAAUAUCACACCUGUGGAUGUCAUCUCGCAUUUACCUUUAUUGGCUGAGGAAGCUCAGGGGGUGGAAUACGUUUGGGUAUUGAGCAAAGAAGAACUCGGUCAAGCUGCUGGAACCAAACGAGCAACUUCAUGUGUACUUAUCAGCUCGACGCCCGCAAAGAAAACCACACCUAAGGAUGGAUCAGCACCUAAAGCAGGGCCUUCAGCAGAGGAUCUCGCUGAACUCAAAUCAAGCUUGGAGGAGGUUACCGAGGAAGUGAAGAAACUUGAAAGUUCUGCUGGUAUCAAGUACUAA